AUGAGACUUCUGCGGGUGCUGUGGGUGGCGGCGGCGUGGGCGGCGUGCGGGGUGGGCGGGGACCAACAGAGGAAGGUAGACCAGACCUUCGCCACGAUGCCUUCACACCAGACCGCAGUUCUGGGUUCCACAGCUGUUCUGCCCUGCAGAGUGGUCAACAGGAGGGGGCUGGUCCAGUGGACCAGAGAUGGUUUUGGUCUAGGAACUCACAGAGGCCUGGAGGGCUUCGAAAGGUAUUCGAUGAUCGGAGCUGACGAGGAGGGCGACUUCAGUCUCAGAAUCUCGCCGGUGACGCUGGAGGACGACGCAGAGUACCAGUGUCAAGUGUCAUCGGCGACGGAACUGCCGCUACGCUCGCAGGUGGCGCGUCUCACCGUGUUUGUGCCGCCCCAGCCACCAUCUGUUGACCAUCCCAAGGUGGCCACCGCUGGUGUGCCGCUCACCCUCACCUGCUCCAGUAGCGGCGGGAGACCUGCACCAGAGAUCCAGUGGCUGGACGGGACGGGGGCGGAGAUCCACACGGGCGUACACCUGUCGCAGGACCUGAUGGAUGACGAGAAGCGCGUCAACGCCCACGCCACCCUCACCUUCACGCCCACGCGCCACCACCACGCCCGCACCCUCACCUGCCUCACCCACAACCCCGCCCUACACACACCCCUGGCGGCCAAGGUCCGCCUCAACGUCGAGUAUCCACCCGAGGUGCAACUCGUUUUCUCUCCAGACGAGUUAUCCGAGGGUGUGGAAGCCUCCGUGACCUGCCGAGUAGAAGCCAACCCGGGAGAUGUGACCUACCGCUGGUUCAGGGGAGGUUCGGAGGUGGCGGGUGCCCAAGGGGGCACUCUCACCCUGGGGGUCCUCUCUCGCUCUGACAACGCCUCACCCAUCGCUUGCGAGGUCACCAACGCUGUCGGUACUACGCGCAAGACACAAACACUCAACGUCAAAUAUGCGCCUAUGUUCUUAGCGGCACCUAGCAGCCAGUCAGCCGAGCCAAACCAGCAGGUGACACUCAGAUGUCGCGUGGAUGCCAACCCUCCGCCUGAUAUCACCUGGUCGCGACCCAACGAUGCCAAGGUGGUGGGUCGUGGGUCAGAACUUGCUGUCACAGCUACAUCAUCCAGCGCAGGGCUGUACAUCUGCUCUGCUCGGAGCCCUGGUUUCUCGCCCCUGGAAGGCCGGGUUCACCUUCGCCUGCGGGGCCCGCCCUUGAUUAGGGCCCAGGCGGUGGUGGCGGUGCCGGAGGGGCAGCCGGCGGUGCUGCGCUGCGGGGUAGUGGCGGUGCCUCACCCCGUAGCCGUCACCUGGACCAGAGAGGGCACAGUAUUGGUGACAGGUGAGUCGCAGCUGCUUUCUAACAACAGAGACAGACAGACAGGCAGAGAUGCAAGUAGACUGAAUGGCUAUCUGCAUGGUUGUGGGAAGGAUGGUAAAGCAGAAAGCUCUCUCCACACCCUCCUCUUCCUCUGGCCAUUACCGAUAUGAGACAGAAAAACAUGCCACACCAUAAUGAAAAAAAUAAUUUACCGAAGAGAUAGUAGCAAAUACAAAGCAUAGCAUACAACUACUUAUACUGCGCAGUACUACUACUAGUGUUACCACAUCUACUCGUGUCAGUCUGAUACCAUCCACAAAACCGUAUAUACCAUUAGGUCUAUCUCUAGAGUCUAGAUACUACUAGUUCAACCUUAAGAUAUUGUGCUGCAGACGGAUACCAAUACCCGAGAAUCCUGUGCUUCGUACCAAACACCGGGAUACCGAUGGCUACUGCAUGGAGAGGAUUUAUGACCGGUAGAAUCUCAACUUUGCACACUGUAUGCCCAGUUGGUUCUUUAAAGAUCGUCGAACUGAUUCUGCGGUCAGAACUUCCGUGGGGAGACUACUACAGUUCUCUUCAAGUCUGAAAAGAAGCUCCUACUUACAUGUUAAGCCUCAAAGCACAAAAUGAAGAUUAUUUCUUUGCAAAGGUUGCAAUGUGUAAUUAUAAUUUUGAUUUGCUAAGUGGAAAAGCAGUUAUCAUGCCGGGGCGUCUCUGGGUUCCAUACCAUUGUUUCGUGUCAUUAUAUUGCACUGGAAAAGAGAGCCUUAUACUUAAUUAGGUGUAACUUAUUUAAUAUGAUGAAAGUAUGAAUUUGGUCUCGUAGCCUCUGUUUUCUGAAAACGAGUCGGGAAGAAAAUAUGUGAAGGUAGAGAGGGGUUGAGGGUGGAAUGGUCGGAAUGGGAAGGGAAGGAGAGAUAUAGAAGACCAGAAAUACAGAAAUACUUUAUAAUGGAGCCGAGGAGAAUAUUAUACUCUAGUUCCAAAUGUCUGAUCUCAAGGUAGGGCACAGCAAUUCAAGAUAAUUGGACAAUUAACUUUAAACGUCUGACCUUGACCUUUGACCGGCUUGGAAGCCAGGAAAUUAGAGCUUCUAUAAAGCUAGUUAGGUGUUCAUCCCCCAGUGGUAAUACGUUAAAGCUUUUAGAGGUCCA
This is a messenger RNA of Cherax quadricarinatus, 2472 nucleotides long. The record is from RefSeq and is a predicted model, not a curated record. Lineage: Eukaryota; Metazoa; Arthropoda; Malacostraca; Decapoda; Parastacidae.